AUGGUGAUUGUCGGUGCUCCUGAGCCGACGUCAGAGCUCGCUGCCUCCUGGCUGGCAAUGGUCGCCAGGCAUCAGUAUGAGCCCGAAAGGGAGACCACGGCGACGAAACCCGCGGCUCUCCUUGUCGCGGACGCGCCUGGUUCAAUUGCGACUGUAGUCGCUCAGACUCCUGCAACUGCUGCUGCUGUUCCAUCUGCCCCGACUGUGCAGGCUGAACCCCAAGCGUCCCCUGCAGCACCGCCGGAGGCUGUCGCCGACCCCUCGGCACCCUUGCCUGCGGGACUUGUCGCCGCGCCUGAGUUGCCGGCUCCUGCCUCUGUCUCGUCCCCGCAGGCGGCGCCCGCCACCACUGGCGGCCCGGCCCCGUUGGUUGGGCCCCCGGUUGGGGGUCUGGCUGCAUCUGUUGUGCCACCGACUGCUCGUGUGGCGUGGCAGUCUCGCCCGCCGUCACCCAGCCGGCGCCCAUCUCGCCCUCAUUCUCCCGCUCCCCAACACGAUCGUCAAUCCUAUCGGCGCCGGCGCAAUUCUCCCCGUCGCCCGCAUCACCAGGCCCAGUGGCACGCGAACCACGGCGGCCGCGGUGGCUGGUGGGGUCCCCGCGGUCACGGAGGUGGUGGGGCGUACGAUCCGCCCGUGAGGAUGGCGGAUCUGAAGCAGGCGGUGUCAACUGCGGUGCGUGAGGAGAGGGCCGCCCUGACCCAAGGCAGCUCUCACGCUGUCGUGGCACGUGCUGCUCCUCGACAGGCUGAACUUCCUGUGGGCACGCCGCCGGCUGCAACUGUCCCUCAUCAGAGUCCGGCCCCGUCGGCUCCCUCUGUUGCUGCCUCUGCCCUUGUUCCUGGGUCUCGGCUUCAUCUCCCGCCCGUUGCGCCUGUGGCGGGAGUUGAAUUUGUGGCUGCGGGAGUGGGAGCGCAGUAUCCUCAUCCUGGAGUUGCUUGA
Closterium sp. NIES-65 is the source of this 939-nucleotide messenger RNA. The record is from the annotation of a GenBank genome assembly. Lineage: Eukaryota; Viridiplantae; Streptophyta; Zygnematophyceae; Desmidiales; Closteriaceae.